AUUUCAUUGUUAUGCUCAAAUCUUUCGCACCCUAAAACUGCCCUAAUUCCUAAUUUCUAUCCCGGAACACCGAUCAAGUUAAGAAGCCCUGAUUUAUCCCAAUCCAAUCACUUGGAAUCAAAACUUAAUCAUUGCAAAACUUCUUCUUCUGAUCCUGUUUUAUUGAAAAUUCGAAUGUCUUGCGAACCCCAAGUUCCUCGAUAGUAUAUGAAACUCGCAAAAGUUCCACCUUUCUGGGCUUCGAGAUGGACGCCAAGGACAUCCUGGGAUUGCCAAAGAAUCCAUUGCCCAUACCCCAAGAGAAGAAAUCUCGGACGCCCAAGGAUUCCCAGCGAAAGCCCGAUGGCAUCUCUCGCGAGGUUUAUGCACUUACAGGAGGUCUGGCGCCUCUUAUGCCAGCAAUUGAUACUUCCCAGUUGAAGAAGCGGCCACCGGCAGAUGAGAAGAUAACUUGGCAGUGGCUUCCAUUUACUAAUUCUGCUCGAAAAGACAAUCUGCAGCUUUAUCACUGGGUCAGAGUUGUGAAUGGUGUUCCUCCCACAGGUGACUAUUCCUUUGCCAAGUAUAACAAGUCUGUUGAUGCUGUCAAAUACACAGAUGAGGAGUACAAGAAGCAUUUGACCAGUGCUAUGUGGACCAAGGAAGAGACAGAUCUGUUGUUUUCCUUGUGCGAACAGUUCGAUCUCCGGUUCAUCGUGAUUGCUGACAGGUUCCCAUCCUCUCGAACAGUGGAGGAAUUGAAGGAUCGUUAUUACAAUGUUUCCCGAGUUAUACUGCUUGCUAGAGAUCCAUCUUCUGCAGAUGUUUUAGGGCAUCCUCUUGUUAAGGAAACUUACAAUAUGUCACAAGAAAUAGAACGCAAGCGUGAAUUAUCCAUGGUUCUAUCCCAGACAAAGCAGCAAGAGAAGAAAGACGCUGAGGUCCUUGCCGAAGCAAAAAGAAUAGCUGAGUCUCGGACGCUUGCACGGGUUGCUGAGCAGGCUGAGUUGCGUGCAACGGCAAUUGUUGGUUCAGAAAAUCCUGAUCGAGCUGUUAGUCAAGGUGAUGUGGCAUCACCUUUAUCAAAUGAUCAGAUACCUUUUGGAGCAAUUGUUCCAUCAAGUCUUGUGAUGGCAGAUAAUGCCUCUACUUUAUCUUCUUUGCGCAUGCUGCGGGUAUAUUUGAGAACAUAUGCACUUGAGCAAAUGGUGCAAGCUGAAAGCUCAACUGCUGGACUUCGAACUAUCAAACGUGUUGAGCAAACUUUACAAGAUCUUGGGGUCAAUUUAAAACCAAAGGUUCCUACGAAAGCUGUUUGCUCGGAGCAUCUUGAAUUGAGAAAAGAAAUACUAACUCUGCUGAAUCUUCAGAAACAGUUACAGCAUAAGGAGGCAGAAGGCUCAUCUUUUCGUGAUGGCUCCUACACUGAAGCACCAGACACUCCCAAGAGAGCGAACCGUGAUCAGGAUCAAGCAUUUGCUCCAGACUCAAUGAGUUUUGGAGGGGAAAGGGUUGGCAAAAGGGACCAUAAACGCAAGGGACCUGGAAGGUCAUCAGAGGCUCCAUCUUCACCAGCCCAGCAUAAAAGGCCUAGAAAAUUUAAGGCUUCAGAUCUAUAAUUUUACAGUAAUGAGCAGGAUUAUUGCCAUCAGGAUCAGGAGCUGCUAUGCUGGGGUUCAUUUGUUGCUAGUAUUUGGUGGUGGAGUCUGUUCCAGAGAUCUGAAGGGUGGUGUUGGAAGCAGAUCUGUGCUUCAGUUAGGGAGCUCCAGGGUCGGAACUAGUCAUUUGUGUUUUCAUCCUUAUGGGAGAGGGCUGGUAGGUUGUUUUAUGUAUGGUAAAUUCCAUGAUUGUGAAUUAUUGGAGGAGAAAAUCAGAUUUGAGGCUGAAACUCCAUUGAUGAACGCACCAAUGCAGACUCCUAUCCUGUUCAAGGAACUUUCAAGUGGUGCUUUACUCCUAUUAGCUGUUUCUUUGUAAACUGAUCAUUACUUGUGUAAAUAAUUAUUUCCUUCGUAAA
Molecule: messenger RNA, 1996 nt
Organism: Tripterygium wilfordii
Lineage: Eukaryota; Viridiplantae; Streptophyta; Magnoliopsida; Celastrales; Celastraceae
Product: SWR1-complex protein 4-like
Exons: 17
Coding region: 246-1598 (450 amino acids)
Biological process (GO): DNA repair; negative regulation of transcription by RNA polymerase II; chromatin remodeling
Cellular component (GO): nucleus; Swr1 complex; NuA4 histone acetyltransferase complex
Molecular function (GO): transcription corepressor activity
Source: RefSeq, a predicted model, not a curated record